Messenger RNA from Colletotrichum karsti, 1350 nucleotides. RefSeq lists its product as uncharacterized. Bases 1 to 1350 code for a protein of 449 amino acids. Lineage: Eukaryota; Fungi; Ascomycota; Sordariomycetes; Glomerellales; Glomerellaceae. The transcript has a single exon. The record is from RefSeq and is a predicted model, not a curated record.
AUGGGCCGGCCGGCGAAGAAGAGGUUAAGCCAGGACAACGUCAACGCAGCGGCAGCAGCAGCAGCAGCACCUUCAUCGGGAUACCGCCGCGCUUCAACAAUGUCUAGCACGACCAUCCAAUCAACCCAGUCCGACAUGGUUCCAACGCCAACCAACGAGGCGAACGAGUUUCAAUAUGGGCUGGGUAUCAUUCAGAGCCAUCCUGCAGAGGAUGCAACAUGGGUGGAGAGCUUCGAAGAUCCGUUGCUGGGGCUCUUGCAACACAACGACCAUAAGAUGGUUGCCGCCGAAUGGAUGGAACACGACUCCCUUGGAUUCUUGGAUCAUCAUGAAGAAGCCGUCAUUCCCGAAACACAUGCCCUGCCUUUAACACCCCCAACGACCAUUGGCUCUCUUCCCAACGGCUCUGACGACGCAUGGAUGCAGAGCUGUGAACAGCCUCACGACUUUGGACACCCGGAAUCCUUUGCCUGCGAUACCCUCCCCUCAUCCCCCGAGCCAAAGUCAACGGAACCUGCGACCCAGCGGCUUCUCGAUUUGCAAUCGCGCCUCUUUGCCCGCCACAUGGCGAAGAUACAGGAAAUAGACGGUCUUUCAGCUCUGAUCAACACGACAGUGCACUCAACCGAGACGCUCAUUGAGAUCGUUGAGGGCUUGCCUCAGCUGCGACCCAGCGUAGAGGGCCGAAGGUCUACCUCACCACUUUCAUCAUGGGGCGCCGGAUCCGACCCUGCGGGCUUCAACGCUCCCGCUGCCACAUAUACAGCUUCGGAUCCUCAACUACAACAGAACCCCAAUUAUGCGAUCACCAUUUCUCUCUUUAUCACAUGUUAUCUUGUUCUUUUGGACUCUUACGACGAGCUGCUCUCGGCUCUCAGAGCGCGUUUGCAAUGCUCUCGACAAAGCCAGGGACCCAGUCCGACCAGCGACAUGGGCCUGGCGCAGCCUUUCUUCAAUAACGCUCAGGGCGGAAACAUCAACAAGUUCAACCUCGUCAGCUCCUUUGACUUGGACGUCAACUCUGUGGUUUUCCUCCUGUCACGAAUGAUGAAGCGAUUGCACAAGUCCACGGAGAGUCGUUUCGUGGCUGUUUCUAUAGAGAACCCCGCGUUCAACCACAUGAUGGGACAGAACCAGGGUGGAGGAUACCCGGUCAGGCAUGGAUCUAUCAGCUAUGAUUUCCAGGAUGGCGCGAGCCAGGAUACGGAUGGGGUUUCGGAGCCGUCUUCGGGGGGGUCGCUCUCCCCGAUGAUGAUGAUGGGGAACUACGCUCUGAGGGAAGUGAGCCAGAGACACCAAAGCGUGAUGGAGUCGCUCCGUGUCAUUAGAUGGCUCGCCGAUGAAUUAUGA